Molecule: messenger RNA, 771 nt
Organism: Arabis nemorensis
Lineage: Eukaryota; Viridiplantae; Streptophyta; Magnoliopsida; Brassicales; Brassicaceae
Source: the annotation of a GenBank genome assembly
AUGGAGAAACCGUACGGAUACGCGAGCGUGAGCGGUGUCGAUCGUGCCGGAGACGGGAAGAAGGAGAUCGAUCUUGAGAUGGGAGUCGGAGAAGCGACGCUUUACCCAGGUCUAAGCUACGGCGAGAAUCAACUCCGAUGGGGUUUUAUCCGUAAAGUCUAUGGGAUUCUCUCUGCUCAGCUUCUCCUUACCACUCUUAUCUCCGCCGUUGUUGUUCUUAAUCCUCCCGUCAACGAUCUUCUUACCGGAUCUCCAGGCCUUCUUCUCUUUCUCUGCAUCGUUCCUUUCGUCUUAAUCUGGCCUCUUCACGUUUACCAUCAGAAGCAUCCUGUUAACCUGAUACUCCUCGCCCUCUUCACUGUCUCAUUGAGCUUCACUGUUGGUGUCAGCUGUGCUAUGACUGAAGGAAGAAUCGUGCUUGAAGCCUUGAUAUUGACACUAUCUGUGGUCGGAUCUCUAACCGCAUACACAUUCUGGGCUGCAAAGAAAGGAAAAGACUUCAGCUUCCUUGGACCCAUUCUCUUCACUAGCCUCAUCAUUCUUGUAGUGACCAGCUUCAUCCAGAUGUUCUUCCCGCUUGGCCCGACCUCUGUUGCUAUAUACGGAGGCAUCAGCGCAUUGGUAUUCUGCGGAUACAUAGUGUAUGAUACCGACAAUCUCAUCAAGCGUUUCACGUACGACGAAUACAUCCUUGCGUCAGUGGCUCUCUACUUGGACAUCCUCAAUCUCUUCUUGACCAUAUUGCGUGUGUUGAGGCAAGGUGAUAACUGA